Pangasianodon hypophthalmus (striped catfish) is the source of this 3217-nucleotide messenger RNA. RefSeq names its product phospholipid phosphatase 1 (gene plpp1b). The record is from RefSeq and is a predicted model, not a curated record. The transcript has 6 exons. Gene Ontology annotation, biological process: signal transduction; phospholipid metabolic process; phospholipid dephosphorylation. Bases 331 to 1164 code for a protein of 277 amino acids. NCBI's taxonomy places the organism in Eukaryota, Metazoa, Chordata, Actinopteri, Siluriformes, Pangasiidae. Gene Ontology annotation, molecular function: phosphatidate phosphatase activity.
UACGCCAACUAAGGUUUGACAUACUAGUUAGUACGGUAGUAUGCGAAUGCACAAUCCCAGUCGCGCGAGGAUGACUCCCCAGAUAGCGGUAACAUCGUACGAUUUGUACCGCAACAGUCGAGUCAUUAUUGGCUGGUGAGCGCGUGAGGACUGUCUGUAAUUCAUAAUGUUGAAUUAUGUAGCUGUUUGUUUUAGUUAGAGGUAAACUAAGAAACAUUUGUCUUACUUUGGCUAAUGUGUUUUGUGGCCUAAGUAAGGAAGUUACUGUUAUUGCAAAAGGAGGUUUACAAGAUUAGAUUUUCAGAGAAAGAAAGGAGAGUAGAAAGGAAGAUGUUCGAUACAGAAGGGUACAUCUUGAUUCUCCUGGACGUCACCUGCGUUGUCCUUGCUGGACUUCCAUUUGCCGUAUUAAAUUUACAACACAACCCAUUCAAAAGAGGAUUUUUUUGCAGUGAUGACACCAUCAAGUACCCAUACAAAGAAGAUACUAUAUCUUAUCAGCUGCUAAUGGGAAUAAUGAUUCCAUUCGCAUUAUUUGUAAUCAUUGGUGGAGAGUGUAUUUCCAUAUAUCUCAGAUCCAGAUCCUCCUUAAUCACUGACUAUGUAGCCUGCAUCUACAAAGCUGUUGGGUCGUUUAUUUUUGGAGCAGCAAUAAGUCAGUCCCUGACUGACAUUGCAAAGUACACCAUUGGUCGGCUGAGGCCACAUUUCCUGAGUAUAUGCAAGCCCAACUGGAGCCUUGUGGAUUGUAAAUCAGGUUACAUUGAGAACUUCUCAUGCACAGGAGACAAGGCAUUGGUCACUGAAGGCAGGCUUUCAUUUUUUUCUGGACAUUCGUCCUUUUCCAUGUAUUGUAUGCUGUUCCUUGCACUGUACCUGCAAUCGAGAAUGAAGGCAGAAUGGGCUCGGUUGCUAAGGCCAAGUAUCCAGUUCUUCUUAAUUUCGGCAUCUGUGUAUGUGGGUCUGUCGCGAGUCUCAGACUACAAACAUCACUGGAGUGAUGUUCUCACUGGAUUCAUACAGGGAGCCAUUGUGGCAAUAUUUACAGUGAUCUGUGUGUCAGAUUUCUUUAAGGCCCAGCUGAAGGGGGACAAAGAAGAAAUCUCACACACUACCCUACAGGAGACCACAAAUGAUAUGAAUCACUAUGGGAGCACUGAGUGAGAAGGAGACUAAAUUGCAUGAAAUUUUCAGACCAUUCCAAUAGAGAAGGACAUUUGACAGACAAACAGCUGUUUCUGAAACCUCAAGUAUAGUCAUAUAUGUCAGUAUUUCACUGAUGAAACCUACUGUAGGUUUUAAACUGUAAAGCAACCGCAACUGAAUCUGGAUUCUUCUGAAUUUGUUUCAGUCUUCCGUCUACAUGAAAUGCAUUGUCCUGUUGAAGAUCCAUUUGAAAGGUUAUGUAUAUUACUGUGGUCUACAACUAAAUGGAGGCACACCAGGAUUUUUUCCUUGAACUGCUGGAGUCUUUCAUGUUCUUGUUCCUUGCAGAGUACAAAUACCAAAGUCAUCACCUUGUGACUGUGACCCCUUGUGGCUAGGCUAUAAUAUGUCCUAGCUCCGUCACAUUCGUUCUCUGGCUAUUCUCAUCAACUGUCAUAAGUACAUGAGUAACCUUCUGUUCUACUGCCUUACACUCCACUAUCUUUGUUAACAACUGAGCCUUCUGCCUAUUUGUGUUUCUGCUGCAAUACCACAGCAAAGAAGUUUACCCAUUUCUUAUUAGAUUUCUUAUUAGAUUUCUUAUUAGAUGCUAUUCGCUUGACUACCUGCUGGCACCACACCACGUCAGAGGAAAGACAAUGAAUAGUCAGCAGUAUUCUCAUAGCCUACAAGCUUCAUGCUUUGCAACUGGCAUUAUGUUGCAUUUAGGGCAAGGCUUUGUAAGUGCUUGUCGAAGAUGUUCUAGUCCCAAACAGAUCAGACCACUGAUCAAGUCCAUCAUACAACUCCAUCUGGGCCUGGCAGACCAAGGAAAAAACAAAACAAAAAAAAAAACAAAAACAAAACACAGCUCUGCCCAGAAAUACAAGAGUUUAGCAAUUUAUAAGAUAUGAAAUUAGUUUCAUGCUACAUGAACAAUAGACCACAUGUCUGUUUCAACAACACAGUCAAAAGUGCAGAGAAUAGUAACAAACAGUAGAAUCCCAGGCAUGGGAAAUGCACACUUAUUUAAUAAUAACAAAAAAAAAAGGCUUGUAAUGAGAAACCAAAAAUUAGAGUGAAAUAUUUUAGCGUCAAGUGUCCACUUCCUUGGCAAAAUGACAAUGGGAAAAAUGAGAACGUGACAUAGUGGGGACUGUUUAUAUGUAGCCAUGUAAAGUCACAGCUACAUGACUUUAGUAAUUGUAUUUAGCAAGGAAUGAGCACACACAGAAAGACUCCACUAGUUCCACUAGGACUCUACUAGGAAAUUACCCUGGUGGUCCAGAAUGUAAGGAAGUAUGUAAACCUGGUUUCAUUUUCUCUCUGAAUUUUUUUCAUUUCUUGCAUUAAUUUACUUAUAAUAGUUUCAUAUGCCAAACUUUUUUCUGAUUUUCAUUUUUUUUUUCAUUCAAGAAUCAUGUCCUUUAUUUUCUCAUAAGAAAAGUCACAUAGGUCUGCAAGAGUACAUUAUUUGUUCUAGACUGGGUUCUUUUUACAUCAUAGUGACUGAAAGCCAGCCAUCACGUACAUGUGAUUUUUACAUGACUCCUCACACUCUGAGGAUACCUGUCAAAGGUACUUGGAAAUUCCAAUAGGUUGAAAAGGUCCAUUAAAUGAAAAUAGCCAGUGUGGUGGUGAACUGUUUUUGUUUGUUUUCUCAUUUUGUGUUUGUGCAUGUGUGUUUACUAGUACUGUAAACACUGUAGAGCCAAAUACAUUAUAAAGACAUAAUGAAUUUGAUGAAUUUAGGAUUUAUUUAUUUAUUGGAGUAAGUUUAGUCUUCUCUUGCUUUAUUUUGAAAUAAUAAUAAAAAAUUGUUCAAUCUGUACAAAUAACUCAAAAACUGCAAGUAAGAAGACUUUGCGUUAGUCAGGUUUUUUUUCCAUAAUCAUGGUUUUUACUGAACAAGAGAAGAAAACUGUCUAUAUAAUUCCACCAUAAAAAAUACACAAUGUAAAGGUACAUAACCAAUGAAAAAUAUGUCUGACAUGUCUAAAUAUGUCUAUGUUCUGUCAUCACAAAUGGUACUGCAUUAAAUGACUUAAUUAAAACUUUUACACAAAAGUAA